AUGAGACUGGAAGAGAGGUGGUGGAGUAUUCCGUUUGGGUGGGCGGUGGUGGUGGAUUUUCUGGAGGUUGUUGCGGGGGAGGGGGAUGGGGUGGGCAGGGUGGAGGAGGAGGUGGCGCUCGUGCCGGGGUAUGGGGUCGAGCAGGGGAUGGUGGAUUGGCAGGGGUUGAGGGCGAUGUGGGAGGGAGAGGUGGAUUGGGAGGGUGUCGAGGUUGUGGAGUGGGAGAGACUGAGGUUCAAGAGGCAGGUGCAUGAGGUUAUUUCGGUGGUGGAGGUGGCUGGGUUGGCUGAGGGGAAGGAGGUGGUGUUCAAGAGCGUGCUGCAGCAGCAGGAACAGCGGUAUAUGUACAAUGAGCUGAAGAUGCUGCUUUCACUGGGGAGCCAUCCGAAUCUUAUUGCUCGGCCGCUGGGAGUGGUUACAAAAAAGGGGCGGUUCGGGAACCGGAGGGGGGUUUGCGGCUUUUUGCUGGAGUGGUUCCCUCUAGGCUCGUUGAAGGAGAGGCUUCUGAGGGACGACUAUGAGGAGAUUACUUCGAUGGAGCAGAAACUGAAGUGGGCUGCGGAAGUUACGGAGGCAUUUAUCCACAUCAAUGGCCAUAGUAACGCAGGUUUCUACCCCGAUCUGAAGCCCGACAACAUUGUCCUCAGGCAGGACGCGAAAACGGGGAUGCUGGCUGCGGUACUCAUAGACUUGGAACAGCGGGGGGGCUGGUUUGCGUGGAGUCCGCCCGAAGUGGCGUACGUGGAAUAUCUGGAGAUUCUGGCGGACGAGUCGGGGUUGGCGGAGGGCGACUUAAAGGAUGUGAUCCUCGAGGAGCUGAGGGAGUACUAUGGCGAUCCCGAGUGGUCGCCAGACACGGCUGGCCCGCGGUACCACAACACGGAGGGUGGGUUCAGUGCGCCGUGGCUAGCCUUGUUAGAGGCAAGGAAAGCAGAAGGUUGGGGAAUGCAUCUGCUGGAGCGAGCCCAGGUCUUCAUGCUGGGGAAGCUGCUGUGGUGCAUCUUCGAGGGGCAGCCGUUCGUCAGGUGCGGCAUCGACCACGAGGUGUUGCGAGAUGGCGACCCUGGGUACGAGUCGAGAAGAUCCGGGAAAGCGCGGGCGUUUCCCGAGUUUAAGAAAACGCCACGCGCUAUCCGCGAGUUAAUACAGACUUGCACGGCUGGGGCGCCGGAGUGGGAUACCCGUCAUCCACGGUUACCGGGCGUGGUUCUUCAGGGCGGAAAGAUCCAUCCGGUAGGUUCAACAGGUGGUCAGACACCCACAAUGGCCGUAGACACGCUCAAUGCAGCGAAGCGUUUCUGGAACCGAGAGGUCGAAUUGGCUCGGUCGUUCAUGGCAGAGUUGCUCCUUGUCAGGGGUAAUGCACUCGAGAGUACUACGAAGGGAGGGUCACCAACACAAGGCUCAGCGGCAACUCCUGGCCUGUUGGAUUUAGUCCAAACAAGGCCGUUGUUUUCCGAGAUUUUGGAACAACUGAACCGUAUCGCAAGUGGGUAG
Molecule: messenger RNA, 1497 nt
Organism: Chaetomium globosum CBS 148.51
Lineage: Eukaryota; Fungi; Ascomycota; Sordariomycetes; Sordariales; Chaetomiaceae
Exons: 1
Coding region: 1-1497 (498 amino acids)
Biological process (GO): protein phosphorylation
Molecular function (GO): protein kinase activity; ATP binding
Source: RefSeq, a predicted model, not a curated record